AUGGCUCCAAACCAGGUGACUGCAAGUUACGCUUCCGCCGCCGCCGCCGUGGGGGAAGGCGGCGGAGGGAAGACGUUGAGAAAAGAAGUGCGAUUCAGAGGUGUGAGGAAGCGGCCUUGGGGUAGAUACGCGGCGGAGAUCCGUGACCCGGGAAAGAAAUCUCGCGUUUGGCUCGGGACAUUUGACACGGCGGAAGAAGCCGCUAGAGCUUACGACGCCGCCGCGAGAGAGUUUCGCGGCUCCAAAGCUAAGACCAAUUUCCCUCUUCCCGGCGAGUCGUCGGUCAGCGACGGCGGGAACGGUUCUUCCAUCAACCCGCCGGAUAUGGCGGAGCGUGAAAUGACGCGCCGGGUAGGAAUGGCGGGGAGACUCCCGUUUGCAUGUCACCGGCAGAAUAACGUCUCCGGUGGGUUAUCACGCCCGGCUGCUGCCGGGUUUUUCUUGGAUCCGUCAAGGGCUGCUGCGUUAAGAGCGGAGCUUGUUAGGGUCUACCCGGUUAGGUUCGACCGGUACGAUCCGGUUAAUAUCGAGCUGAGUAUUGGUAUUCGAGAGACCGUCAAAGUCGAACCGAGAAAGGAACUAAACCUGGAUCUUAACCUCGGUCCACCGGUAGACGUUUAG
Messenger RNA from Microthlaspi erraticum, 621 nucleotides. Lineage: Eukaryota; Viridiplantae; Streptophyta; Magnoliopsida; Brassicales; Brassicaceae. The record is from the annotation of a GenBank genome assembly.